AAUUGUGUAACACACAGCUAUUAUUGAACUUUGGGAUUUGUUUUACUAUAAUUUAUUUACGUCCUAUUAGUUUUGAAAUGAUAGAGCUUUUAAGGUUACAUGCUGCUGCCUACCGUAGCGGAUGCGAUUCCGCUUUGGUUAGGAGUAUUCUUUUCAGAGUCGGAAAUAAAUUAUUUCACACAAAUAUCAAUGUUUCCAGUUUCCGAUACGCAGAGGAUUACGUGAGCAAUAAUCAUCGGGAUAAUAAUGUAUGUAGAAGAAAUUAUUCCUCAUCUAAAAAAACUGUCAGAAUAGGAUGUGCUUCUGGUUUCUGGGGAGACACAACAGUCUCAGUCCCACAGCUAAUAUAUGGAGGAAAGUUGGAUUUCUUGGUCUUUGACUACUUGUCUGAAAUAACCAUGUCACUACUCACUGCUGCAAAAGCCAAGUCUCCAAACUUGGGUUAUGCCCCAGAUUUUGUGCACAUUGCUAUAGCACCAUUCAUUAAGGACAUCCAUAAAAAAGGUAUUCGUGUGGUGAGCAAUGCUGGGGGUGUAAAUCCUCUUGCUUGUGCAGAAGCUCUGUAUGAGAUAGUGAGGAAAGCUGGACUCAGCCUCAAGAUCGCUGUGGUCACCGGAGAUGAUCUGAUGUCAGAGAAAGACUCAGUAAAAGUGCUUGGUAUCAGAGAGAUUGAAAGUAGGAAGUCAUUUCCGGAGAACAUUCACAGCAUGAAUGCAUAUGUAGGUGCCUUACCCAUCAAGAGGUGUUUGGACCUGGGGGCAGAUAUAGUUGUAACUGGUCGAUGUGUAGACAGUGCAGUAGUCCUGGGGCCACUCAUGCACUCGUUUGGAUGGAAGAAGAGCAGCUAUGACUUACUGGCAGCUGGAAGUCUUGCAGGUCACCUGAUAGAGUGUGGAGCGCAGUGUACUGGAGGAAUAUUCACAGAUUGGCACAUUGUGCCAGACUGGCACAACAUUGGUUUUCCUGUUGUUGAAUGUUCCCCUGAUGGGACGUUCAUAUUAUCCAAACCACCGAAGACAGGAGGCUUGGUUUCCUUCGGCACAGUAGCUGAACAGUUGGUGUAUGAGAUUGAUGACCCAAAGAAUUAUCGUCUGCCUGAUGUGACCUGUGAUUUUUCCCUGACCACAAUAACUGAAAUUCCAGCAGGUGUAGAAGGUGGAGCAGUGAAGGUUCAGGGUGCAAAAGGCUCAUCUCCUUCCAGUGAUUUCAAGGUUUGUGCCACUUAUAUGGAUGGAUAUAGAGCCACCGCUGUGUGCCCAGUUGUUGGUCCAAGAGCUGUAGCAAAGGGAAAGAAGACGGCAGAGAGCAUUUUAAAAAGGACAAGAAAUAUGCUCCAGCAGCUCGGCCUGGAGGAUUUCAGCUCUGUAAAUGUGCAGGUUCUUGGCUCGGAGGACUCUUACGGACCACAUGGCCAGAAUAAGAAUGAUGGGCCUCGAGAAGCAGUUCUGUGGCUAGCUGUUCAUCAUAACCAAAAGAAGGCCAUGGAAAUCUUUGCCAGGGAAGUUGCACCUGCAGGCACUGGAAUGGCUCCUGGCCUGACUGCGAUAGUUGGAGGGCGACCUAAGGUGUCACCAGUGCUGAAGCCAUUCUUUUUCUUGUUUCCAAAAACCAAAGUAAAGGUUAACAUUCAUUUGAAUGGAGAACUUGUAGAGACACUUCAGGAAGAGGACCUGUUCAUACCCGAGGCCCCUCAUGCUAAAAAGCCUGAGGAAACCAGCAAUCUCACAGAUUUGCCUGUGGGUCCUCACAAAUACCGGUUAGAAGAACUUGCUUAUACUAGGAGUGGAGACAAGGGUGACACAGCUAACAUUGGUGUUAUAGCUCGUCACCCUCUGUUCUAUCCGUAUCUGAAGAAAGGGCUUAGUGCUGAGGCUGUAAAAGAAUAUUUCCAGCAUCUCAUUCAGAAGGACGACAGUGAAGUGCCUUCAGUUAUGCGGUAUGAGCUCCCAGGAAUCUGUGGCUUGAACUUUGUUUUGCGGAAGUCUCUUGGUGGAGGAGGGGUGGCCUCUCUUCGCAGUGACCCCCAGGGCAAGGCAUUUGGACAAAUGCUGUUGGAUUACAAGAUUAAAGGGCUGCCUGAUUUAAAGUCACUUGUAGACUGAGGUGAAUGACUGCUACAUGCAAUGUGCUAUGAUAUAAUAUAAUGUUUAUCAUUUGAAAUAAUUAUGUAGCAAUUGUUGUAAACCACUAGUGCCUUUUACAUUUUGAAAGUAAAGAUUAAAUAUCAAGUUUUCAAAACGGAGACACUGAGUCAUAACAUAGAAAUGUAAGUGUACACAGUACACAAAACACUAAAAGCUGCGAUUAUUUUAGUAUGCUUAUAUAUUUAAUUAAUGCAUUUAAUAAAAUCUAGCCCCUUUCAUAUUAUUCUAUACAGUAUGUAAUGCAAAAAGAAGGUGAGGUCUUCCUCUUGAUUUUAUUGCUUACUGUAAAAUAGAACUAAUGUUUAAUUCUGUAAAAUGUGUGUAUUGUAGAAUGUUUUAAUCACAUAAUGUAAUGUAACACCCCGAUAGUGUGUUAUAAAGCAGAUUAUUCUAUCAAAUAAAUUUUAUAAGUAGAA
Messenger RNA from Lepisosteus oculatus (spotted gar), 2560 nucleotides. RefSeq names its product lecithin retinol acyltransferase b, tandem duplicate 1 (gene lratb.1). The record is from RefSeq and is a predicted model, not a curated record. NCBI's taxonomy places the organism in Eukaryota, Metazoa, Chordata, Actinopteri, Semionotiformes, Lepisosteidae.